Molecule: messenger RNA, 2932 nt
Organism: Oncorhynchus nerka (sockeye salmon)
Lineage: Eukaryota; Metazoa; Chordata; Actinopteri; Salmoniformes; Salmonidae
Product: trichohyalin-like
Exons: 6
Coding region: 283-2907 (874 amino acids)
Source: RefSeq, a predicted model, not a curated record
CACCGUCAUCAACAACAGCCAGUCAGACACCUCGGGAGUUUUCUAGCCGAAACAAAACCGAAACAUUAGAGCUCUUGAGACGCUUUCAGUGUAUAUCAUUCACUGUGUUUUAAAACAAAUUUCGGUCGUAUAGAUAGUUACCUCCCCCCCUUCCAUUUAAUUUAAUAUGUACGUUACUAAUCAGCAAGCUGAAUAGCUAAAAUAGCCUAGCACUAGGCUAGUCGCACGUGUUAACUAGCUAUUGUAUUUAUUUUACCAGGUAGUUAGCUAACAUCCCCGAACAUGAGCUCACUAAACUUCUCUCCUCCUGUUAAAGAAGAGGAGGAUGUCUGCCGGACGGAGAAAGAGGGUCUGUGGCUGAACCAUGUCGUGAAAGAGGAGGAAGAAGCUCUGGUCAAAGAGGAGGAGGAAGAGGAGGCAGUUACAAUACAACAACAAGUAGAGGGUGAGACUGUUGCCGUGAAAGAGGAAGAGGAAGACGUCUCAGUUAAAGAAGAGGAAUACGAGUUCAGAGUGAAAGAGGAAGAGGAAGAUGUUACGGUAAAAGAAGAGGUGAUGGAAGUUACAGUGAAAGAAGAGGAAGACGAGUUCAGAGUGACAGAGGAGUUUACUGAGGAGGAAGACGAGUUCAGAGUGACAGAGGAAGAGGAGGUUGUUACUGAGGAGGAAGAGGAAGACGAGUUCAGAGUGACAGAGGAGUUUACUGAGGAGGAAGAGGAAGACGAGUUCAGAGUGACAGAGGAGGAGGAGGAAGUGGAUGCACCAUUGAGAGCAUCCUGUCGGGCUGUAUCACAGCUUGGUACGGCAACGGCUCCGCCCACAACUGCCAGAGGGGGGCGUGGUCUGCCCAACGCAUCACCGGGGACAAACUACCUGCCCUCCAGGACACCUACACCACCCGAUGUCACAGGAAGGCCAAAAAUAUCACCAAGGACAACAGCCACCCGAGACACUGUCUGUUCACCCCGCUAUCAUCCAGAUCAGGAUGCCGUGUUUGGAGUGAAGGAGGAGGAGGGAGUGAUAACUGAGAGAACUCCGGUGCGCUCUGCAGUGCGUUCCUGUCCGCUUUGCCCUAAGGUUGUGGUCGGCUUCAGCCAGCACCUGAGGCACACGCACAACGUGAGGAACACGGAGGAGAGGAUCCUCCUUUGUAAUUGGCAGUCGGGCCGUGUCAACAUCAGGCAGGAGCCGUGCCCAGUGACGGGAUGCUCCGCCCACGCCAGCCGGCUGGACCGGCACAUGGAGUCGCACACAGAGCUCGACAGAUCGCAGAGGAGACGAGCUUUAGGGGAACUCAGGAGACGGCUGACCAUGGAGCGGCUGGCCGCGUUGAGGGCGUCCAACCCUGUCGUCCCGCUGGCCACCCAUUUGGAUAUUGCGGAAACAAAGCAGGAAGAGGAGGAAGAGGAGGAAGAGGAGGACGUGAGCUGCGGAGAUUAUUCCUGCCACUGCCAGGCGCCCAUCCUGAGGCUGCGGAAAGCUUUGCAAGAGCGCGAUGAGGCCCUGACCAAGAGAAGUGCGACAUUCCAAUCCCUUAGAGAGGACAACCUGAAGCUGACCUCUGAACUGAAUAGAGCGAGGAAGAGGUAUCAGCUACUGAAAAGGCAGAAGGAGACGAGUGUCAGGGCGAGGUCAGCGAACGCGAGGUCAGGGAAGACGAGGUCAGGGAAGACGAGUGUCAGGGCGAGGUCAGCGAACGCGAGGUCGGGGAAGACGAGGUCAGCGAAGAGGUCCAGGUUUCAGACCGCGUCAGACACAGAACAAGAGGAGCUACAGCAGGACCAAGUCGUAGGUUCAGGAGCCCAGAUAGAGGAGGCCACGGCGCCCAAAUCUAGCAGCCAAACUCCCUUCCCGGGCUCUGCUCUGAGUGUGUUUAUAGAGGGGUUCAGGAAGAUCUGUGAAGGCCCCAGUCCAAACAAUAAGCUGAAGCAAAACUGUGUCGCGAAGCUCAAGAGUGUGCUGCAAUUUUUGAAGUUCAUGGCGAAGGAUGAGAAAUAUCCAUCCACUCUCAGUUUCCUGGCACACCGGGACAACAUGAGGAGAUGGUUUCAGACCCUUCAGCAGAACAAGGCCGUCGCCACGGUCAACCACUACACCUCGACUAUCGGUGCAUUUCUCCAAUACUCCGAGGAGACCCCUCCGCCCGGCUGCCGGCUGACCAAAAACCACUGGAAGGACAUCAACAGGGCCAUGAAGGAGAUCAACAAGUCAGUGAAAGGAGCCGUCUCCAACCAGGAAGGCAAGGGGGUGUCCACAAAGAGCCUGCUGGAGUGCAAGGGGGUGUCUACAAAGAGCCUGCUGGAGUGCAAGGGGGUGUCCACAAAGAGCCUGCUGGAGUGCAAGGGGGUGUCCACAAAGAGCCUGCUGGAGUGCAAGGGGGUGUCCACAAAGAGCCUGCUGGAGUGCAAGGGGGUGUCCACAAAGAGCCUGCUGGAGUGCAAGGGGGUGUCCACAAAGAGCCUGCUGGAGUGCAAGGGGGUGUCUACAAAGAGCCUGCUGGAGUGCAAGGGGGUGUCUACAAAGAGCCUGCUGGAGUGCAAGGGGUGUCUACAAAGAGCCUGCUGGAGUGCAAGGGGUGUCUACAAAGAGCCUGCUGGAGUGCAAGGGGGUGUCUACAAAGAGCCUGCUGGAGUGCAAGGGGGUGUCUACAAAGAGCCUGCUGGAGUGCAAAGGGGUGUCUACAAAGAGCCUGCUGGAGUGCAAGGGGGUGUCUACAAAGAGCCUGCUGGAGUGCAAGGGGGUGUCUACAAAGAGCCUGCUGGAGUGCCAGUCUCUUGCCAAGGACAAGAUCCCCCAAGUGCUGAAAACCUUGGAAGAAACAAUGACCCAGAGGAACCAGAACCGAUUUUAUGGAUUCCUGUGUGCCUAUUUCACCUCCAUGUACGGCCACAGCCCGGGCCUUUAUAGAAACAUGAUGGUGAAGGAGGUGGAG